UAUAGCCGCCGAGCUGGAGGUUUUAUAGUCCAACUGACCCAACAACAACAACAGCGGCGGCGACCUUCUUGAUAUAAGACUAGUAACUAGCGGCGGGCUCGCCUUAGUACCGGGCCGGUAGUUCAACCGUUCGUACACGCGAGCCGCAACCAAGUUCAGUUCUUUCUACUUUAAGGGUACAGUGAACUACGGGGGACCGAUUGUAAUAGCAAGGAUCUUGUUUUUUUGUGGGGGGAAAACCGUCAAGAUCAAGUGCAGCAGCAUGGCGCAAGUGUUGCAGAAGCUGUACCAAGGAUUUAACUUUUUGCUGGUGGAGCGUCAUGAUGCUCGCAGUCGCGACCUUCCACUGAUCGAUUCAACCUGGCAAGUUCCGGCCAUCAUUGGGUUGUACCUGAUAGCGGUGCUCAAAGUAGGACCCCGCUUCAUGGAGAACCGGAAGCCGUACGAUCUGAAGAAUGUGAUCCGCCUGUACAACAUCGCCCAGGUCGUGCUGAACAGUGCCUUCUUCCUUGCGGAGAUCUACUGCCUCUGGAUCCGUCCCAACUUCAACUACGUGUGCCAACCGGUUGACUUUUCCGCCACGAACCGAGGCUACGAGGAGCUGGCCCUGUCCUACGCGUACUUCCUGCUCAAGAUUCUGGAUCUGGCCGACACGCUGUUUUUCGUGCUGCGCAAGAAGCAGAGCCACGUGUCCUUCCUGCACGUGUACCACCACGCCAUCAUGGUCGCGAUGACCUAUUUGGGAGUGCUGUUUGUGCCUGGAGGCCACAUCUACCUGCUCGGACUGUGGAACACGCUGGUGCAUGCCGUCAUGUACUUUUACUACUAUCUGGCCUCGUACGGUUCCCAGUGGGCGGCUCGGUUCAAGGUUUACCUAACCCGGAUGCAGCUGGUGCAGUUUGUCCACCUGGGAAUCCACUUUGGCCGGCCGGCACUGCAAGCGAUCGACUGCGGCUUCCCCAUGAUUUGGCACUGGAUUGGCUUCGGGCAGGCCCUGCUCAUCCUGGGAAUGUUUGUGGACUUUUACAUCAAAUCGUACGGGGGAGGCAAGCACAAAAAGUCGGCGUAAAAAGGAGCCCCAGUUAGAGUAAAUUAAGUUAAGCGCCAGUCAACAGAAAACGUUACGCAAAGAUACGAUUAGUCAAUUGUCGUCCCAGCUUAGAGUUUCCUUUUCAAUUGGUGAAUUUUUUGUACAUUUUAGAUUUAGCUAAUUGAAGGAUGGAACGAAAAAUUACUUUUUCUGUAGAAGAGGUAGGUAUUUUAUAAAGAAGCAAAUACUUUUUCUCGCAUUGCAUACUAAAUGGAAUCAAAUGAUCAAUUCUGUGAAUUGUCAUCAAAGUAUUCAUCACAAAAGUAAGUGCGUUCUUAUCAGCUAUAGCAUAACAAAUGAAUGAGUGAAUGAAUGAAACAAUCGGUUAAUGUGGUGAAAGAUGUAGACUCUAGUUUAAUUUGUGUACUUGCUCCGGUAAAUAUAUGUAAGACGAA
Molecule: messenger RNA, 1485 nt
Organism: Culex pipiens pallens (northern house mosquito)
Lineage: Eukaryota; Metazoa; Arthropoda; Insecta; Diptera; Culicidae
Product: elongation of very long chain fatty acids protein AAEL008004-like
Exons: 4
Coding region: 263-1069 (268 amino acids)
Biological process (GO): sphingolipid biosynthetic process; fatty acid elongation, monounsaturated fatty acid; very long-chain fatty acid biosynthetic process
Cellular component (GO): endoplasmic reticulum membrane
Molecular function (GO): fatty acid elongase activity
Source: RefSeq, a predicted model, not a curated record